This is a messenger RNA of Erigeron canadensis, 801 nucleotides long. RefSeq names its product protein FAR1-RELATED SEQUENCE 5-like. The transcript has a single exon. Lineage: Eukaryota; Viridiplantae; Streptophyta; Magnoliopsida; Asterales; Asteraceae. The record is from RefSeq and is a predicted model, not a curated record. Bases 1 to 801 code for a protein of 266 amino acids.
AUGUCAGGUUCUACCGAAUUUGUCACUAAUGAGGAUUCAAGUAAAGAUACUGGCACCAGGAAAACUAAUUGUCCAUUCGAAUUAGAAGGAAGAUAUUCAGAUGAAUAUGAUUGUUGGAUCUUAAAGGUGAUAUGUGAUGAACACAACCAUCGACCUAUAUUGUUUAUGGAGGGUCAUCCAUAUGCAAAGCGACUUUCCGCGGAUGAAUUUAAUUAUGUUGCAGAUUUAACAAGGAUGCAUGCGCCACCACGUAAUAUUCUAUCGCUACUUAAGAAGCGAAAUUUAAGUAAUGCGUCUACUCCCAGGACUAUUUACAACGCACGCCAUAAAAUUCGCAUGGUUGAGUAUGGUGGAAAAUCUCAAAUGCAGGUUCUCAUGUCCCUAUUGCAUUCUAACAAUUAUGUAUACGAAUUUACUACAACUGAGUCAAAUGAGUUGGAUAAUUUAUUUUUCGUUCAUCCAACAUCAUUUGAUAUCUGGCGUGCAUUUCCACAUGUGUUGAUUAUCGAUGCCACGUACAAAACAAACCCUUAUAAUAUGCCUUUCGUUGAGAUUGUUGGCGUAACUUCAACCAGCAAUACAUUUUCAAUAGCUUUUGCUUUUAUCCAUAGCGAAAAGACAACUAACUAUAAAUGGGCCUUAGAUUGUCUAAAACUGACACUAGACGAGUGCAUGCUCCCACGGGUUAUAGUUACAGAUAAAGAGAUGGCACUAGUGAAUGCAUGCAAUGAAGUUUUUCCCGAUGCCGCUCAGUUACUUUGCAAGUACCACAUGAGUUUCAGGGUCCACAGUUGGACUUAA